Messenger RNA from Aspergillus terreus NIH2624, 1770 nucleotides. Its product is annotated as RMD1 family protein. NCBI's taxonomy places the organism in Eukaryota, Fungi, Ascomycota, Eurotiomycetes, Eurotiales, Aspergillaceae. The coding region runs from base 1 to 1770 and encodes 589 amino acids. The transcript has 3 exons. The record is from RefSeq and is a predicted model, not a curated record.
AUGACUCCAACGCGUGGCCGCGGGCCCGGCCAACGAAGUCCCCAUGUGCUGGUAACCGACUCGCGCGAUCAAUUUCCCUCCUCCCAACCCCGUCGUCGUCGUUCCCCAUCCACCCGCUUCAUCACCGUCGAUAACGUCCUGCAAUAUACCUCCGACGUGCCCUCCAUGCAACAACGCCACCCCCCUCCCGCUGCACGAACCCGCCCACGCUCCCGUCUUGCUUCUGCGACGGGUGGCUUGAUCGGGGUGGGCGGAGCAGGCGGUUCCAGCAGCGGAAGCAAUGCGACCAGUGCCGCCGCCACGAUGAGAGGUCUGGCCGCACAGCCGCGUCUCCCCCCGCGCACGACCAAAGUGAGCGAGAAGCUCGUCCUACUGCCGGAGGCUGAAGGCGUCGACGGAGAGUCCCCCGAAGAAGACGAAGGAGAUGAGGUCGUUGAUGAGGAGCUGGUCCAGCGACUCGCCAAGGAUCGGAACAUGGAUCCGGAUUCCGUGCGACAGCGAUUGUGGACGCAGAAGAAGCUGGGCGCCGACUUUGGGAUCGAUAAUGAACUUGAGCCGCUGCUGGCGGAUGAGGAACUCCACCGGCGCCGGAAGAUCCCCCCGGAGAAAGCGAAGAGCUAUGCAGAGCGUCUGCCCAAGGCCCGUCGCGCGGAGAAACUCGCCCGGGUGACGGCGUACUGUACCGCGCAGGCGUAUAAGAUGAGCUCCCUGGCGUCUUUUGUCAAGGAUAGUCAUGGGGGUAGGACCAAACUCUACGAUGACUGUCUGUACACGGCGUACCAUCUCCCGUUGCUUCCGGGACACGGAGGCUACCGGGUGAGGAGCAGUCCGGUGGUCAAGAAACCGGGUGGAAAGUCGCUGUUGGAUGAGGAAAUUGAGCGGAACGAACUGCGGGAUCACCAUGAAGAUUACAUGGAACCGGAGGAGCACUCUGUCGGACGCCGUGGGGAGCAUGGGUCGCCGCAAGACCGGGUCGAUGGACACGAUCAGCAUGGGCAGUACCAUCAUGUGGAAGAGGGCCAUCGAGAUACAUCCGAAACGAGGGGUCACAGUAGCGAUGGGACGAACCAUUCCGCCCAGGAAAGGCGUAUCGCUGCUCCGUCCGUCCCGUCCCGCCUGCCUUACGAUGUCGCGGAGAUGUUUGUGUUUACGUAUGGGGUUGUUGUCUUCUGGAAUCUGACCGAGAAACAAGAGAAAGAUAUUCUCGCAGACCUGGCGUUUGCAGCAUCAUCGGCAACUGGUACGCCCAUUCCGCUAGCUACUAUGCCGCUGCAGGAGGAGGACUUUGAGAUGGAAGAAUUCCACUUUGAGUACUCAACAGAGAUCCCUCGCCCCCGUGUGUACAAUGACAUGAUCACGCUGCGCAGCGGCGACCACAUGAUCAAACUGGCUAUCAGUCACGGCAUCGCGCAGAGCACGAAGCUCUGCUUCUUCGAGGAGGUGAUGGCGAAACAGAUGGCCGACGCGAAGGAUGUGCCUCGGCGGUUAGCCAUGACCGGACAGCUGGGCAUGAAGCGGGAGGAAGUGUUUCGGAUUCUCGGACGACUGUUCAAAAGCCGAGUAGAGGUCAACUUGUCGUCGAACAUGUUGGACGUCCCGAAUUUCUUCUGGGAAAGCGAGCCGAGUCUGUAUCCGCUGUACAUUGCGGUGCGCGAGUACCUCGAAAUCAAACCGCGCAUUCAGGUGCUGAACGAGCGGUGUCGCGUCUUUCUUGAUCUGGCCGAGAUUCUGUCCGACUCGAUAGCGGACAACCAGACAUCCCGUAAGUAA